Molecule: messenger RNA, 665 nt
Organism: Rubroshorea leprosula
Lineage: Eukaryota; Viridiplantae; Streptophyta; Magnoliopsida; Malvales; Dipterocarpaceae
Source: the annotation of a GenBank genome assembly
GUCCCUCAACCACAGCCAUCUUUAUUCCUCAUCAGUUAAGCUUGAAUCAGUCUACAAUGGCGGAAGGGGAUGCCGUGCACGUGGUUGCCUCUAUCACUCUCCGCCCCUCAUAUCUCAAAAAACUUGUCUUUCCAAAAGCUGCAAUGCAGACACGUCGUCAUCUUUUGCCUGCGACCUUAUGGGGGCAAACUGGACAAGCUCAUGCGAUAUUGAAAGGUGGAAAUCGCGAGCCCCUCGCUGUCACGUUCUCGCUCGGACGAAAUCAUGAUCGCCUCGUUCUCCUGGAAAGUGGCUGGAAAAACGUUGUUAAGAAGCUUGGUUUGAAGGAAGGCGACAAGGUGAUCAUUUCUUUGGAUGAUAGAGCAAGUUCCACUUAUUCGAUAUUCUCGCCCAGCCUGCAAAGUGGAUAUACGUCUGUCAUCGUGAGAUUUGACCUCAAUAAACCACCGGAGGAAUCAGGUGAAGAGGAGAUAGAUUAAAUGUUGUACGUAGAGCGCGCGCUCCAAUAAUUAACAACAGAGAUUCUCGGUUUGAUUUAUAUAAUUGAAGUUAUUUGUCUAGUGCCCUUACUAUUCAGGUCACAUAUAUAUAUAAUAUUUUAUUUGGUCGUUAGCAUGUUUCAUCUUUCUUUGCUCAGCUUUUCUGUAUAAAUUAGGCCACUAAAA